Esox lucius (northern pike) is the source of this 5790-nucleotide messenger RNA. RefSeq names its product nuclear factor of activated T cells 2a (gene nfatc2a). The transcript is spliced from 10 exons. Lineage: Eukaryota; Metazoa; Chordata; Actinopteri; Esociformes; Esocidae. Gene Ontology annotation, biological process: cytokine production; calcineurin-NFAT signaling cascade; regulation of transcription by RNA polymerase II. The record is from RefSeq and is a predicted model, not a curated record. Gene Ontology annotation, molecular function: DNA-binding transcription factor activity, RNA polymerase II-specific; RNA polymerase II cis-regulatory region sequence-specific DNA binding; transcription factor binding. Gene Ontology annotation, cellular component: transcription regulator complex. Bases 715 to 3459 code for a protein of 914 amino acids.
AGGUGCGGACAAUAUUUGAAUUGGAUUGCCACGUAUAUUAAACGCAGCCUAAGGAAUGUUUUUUCUUAAAUACAUGUGUUCAUUUAUUAAUUGAAGUACAGGUCAUGGACCAGUCAACAAAACAAAGGAUGAGAAUUGGUGCAAAGGCUCUUUUGAUGUACACCCAGCAAGCCAGUAGAGCAUCCUCCUGUUGACUAUAAUAGAGCCUUAUGUUGGGGAUUACAACUGUUGCACUUUCAAUAAAAAGUUCCAGAAAGAGACCCCUAAAUGCCACGCUUAAUGCCAUGCCACCGGGGGGCAGCAGCACAUCAAAUGUGCCACGGAUGCAACUCGCGACGUGCACCUGCAGCUGCUGCUCUGUCUGUCAGUGAUCAUGUGGUGGCGUGAUGACUCCGCCUUUGACACCUAGCACCGUGUUUAUUUACAAUAUGAAAAUAGACACGCCCAGAUUAUCUCCACAAGCGGUUAAGUUUCAAACAGGAAACUUCUGCUGUUAAGUUUUGCACUAGUUCGUUCGUGUCAUAGGCUUUACUGAUGCCUAAACCUUGCAUGAUAGUUUAAAUUUAGCAAGUGAUCAUUCUGCAAACUCCAUCAACGGCGACGCCUAUGACAUCGCAUGGCUUUACUGCAUGAAGACAGCAGCCAGCGUUAGGCCUUUAACGAUCUAUGUUUCAUUUCGGUUUUAUUAUUAAGUGAACUAAUUCAGUAAGACAGAUGAGCUCGUUUUACGAAGGAAAAGAUCCUAAUGAGUUAGGGUUGGAAGAAGAACUAAGUCAAGUGAACUGCCAAGAUGAGUUGGAAUUUGAUUACCUGUUUGAAUACGAACCACCCCGGGAAGAUCAAGAUGAGCAAAAUCUCUCUUCACAAAGAGUCCUCAGUCCUGCGUCUGGUCUGGCCUACCCCCUUGAGGAGGCUUCCCCCUACGGCAUCAAGUGCGUCCCAGCCUACAGCGAGCACCACCCGGACGGCUUGUCUGGUUAUGAGCACCAGGAGGCCAGAAACUACCUGGACAGCUCCAGGCCUGGGGGCAUCUCCGUGAGCCCCAGGAUUGAGAUCACCCCGUCACGUGAGCACUACAGCCAUGGACGAGACUCCCUGCAGAGCAACCCUCUGAACGCCAGCCCCCGGCCCACGCUGACCGUCCCGGGCCACGACGGCCUCACCUACCGCGAGCCCCCGUGCCUGAGCCCCGCCAGUAGCAACUCCUCCACCAGCUGGCACUCAGAGAAUUACUCCCCUUGGGCCUCCCCCUGUGUGUCUCCUAGUAGUGGCCAAGCCGGGGCAGGGGACCUCUGCCCCCGCUUCCAGAGCAUCCAAACCGGUUCCCCCCGCACCUCCCCGAGCACCUCCCCCCGCACCGAGGAGGGCUGCCUCGGCCCCCGCUCACCAUCCCCGUCUCUCAGGCCGGGAUCCCGCUCCACCUCGCCGCAGUGCAAGCGGACCUACGACAACAUGUACAGGAGCCCCAACCUGGUCACCGGGAUCCGCUCCCGCAGUCCCUCGCCCCACAGCGGCCACGAGGAGCACCCGCGGCAGAAUGCAGCGCUCAACUACGGGAGCCACAACAGUCUGGUUGAGGCCAUGAACGGCUAUGGCGCGGUCCAACCCGGUCUGGUGCCCAACAAGAUAGUGAAGACAACCAACCAGUCGUACCCCCUCUACCCGGAGAACCACGGGGAGGUCAACUAUGUGUUGUCCGGUGAGCAGGACGUUAAGAAUAAAACCGGGGCAGAUUCCUUCUUUGUUCUCCCUCCCAACUGGACCAAGCAGCUGAUGCCCAACCUCUGCAGCAUCCCAGUGUCUUCGCUGCCCCCACUGGAGUGGCCCGUGCCCAGCCGCACAGACCAGUACGAGCUCCACAUUGACGUGCAGCCCAAGCCCCACCACCGAGCCCACUAUGAGACAGAGGGAAGCAGGGGUGCGGUCAAAGCCCCCACUGGAGGUCAUCCUGUUGUCCAGUUGCAUGGAUACCGGGGAAAGGAUCCACUGGGCCUUCAGAUCUUUAUCGGGACGGCAGAUGAGAGGAUUCUAAAGCCACACGCUUUCUACCAGGUCCACCGCAUCACAGGCAAGACGGUCACCACCACCAGCUACGAGAAGAUCAUCAACUCCACCAAAGUCCUGGAGAUCCCUCUGGAGUCAAAGAACAACAUGAAAGCAAUAAUCGACUGUGCUGGGAUCCUGAAGCUCAGGAAUGCCGACAUCGAGCUGAGGAAAGGCGAGACGGACAUUGGAAGGAAGAACACUCGUGUGCGUUUAGUGUUCCGUGUCCACAUACCCCAACCCAACGGGCAACACGUCUCACUACAAGUGGCCUCACAUCCCAUCGAGUGCUCCCAGCGGUCGGCCCACGAGCUGCCCAUGGUAGAGAAACAAGACAUGGACAGCUGCUCUGUCCUGGGCGGUCAGCAGAUGAUCCUGACGGGACAGAACUUCAGCUCUGACUCCAAGGUCAUCUUUACAGAGAAAACCCAUGAUGGACAGCAGAUAUGGGAGAUGGAGGCGACUGUAGACAAAGAUAAAUGUCAGCCUAGUCUGCUGUUUGUUGAGAUCCCCUCCUAUCGUGAUCCGUCCAUCUGCCACCCGGUCAAAGUGAACUUCUAUGUAAUCAACGGGAAGAGGAAGCGCAGCCAACCACAGCACUUCACGUAUACUCCCCUGGCAGUUCCUUCCAUUAAGACGGAGCCUGUUGAUGACUAUCCAUUCGCCAUGCCCCAGAUCCUGGGUUUGUCUCCCCAGUCCUACUACCAUCACAGCCCAGGUUCCCGUGGGAUCAUCCACCCGGACAACGGCCUGGUCUCCAGCCUGGCAUCCUGUCAGCAGGCCCGCUACGGCCUCCCCGGCCCUGACCCCCGCUUCCAGCAGCACAGCCCGGCCAUCGUGCACUCCCGCGGUGGCAAGAGCCUCAGUGGCCCGUACCAGCAGACAGGAGGCCUGGGGAUGAGUCCCGAGCCACAUCGCUCUGUCCUGGUGCACACGAGCUCCCCGGCCCAGUCGUCGCCCCUGGGAGCUCAGCAGCACCACGGAGGGGACCAGGGCCAACACCCCUCCAUCAUCCAGUUCUCCCCCACCAACCAGCCGCUGCUGCGGGGGGGUGACCCGCCGCCCCCCCAGCCGCCCGACAACCAGCAGCACAUCAUCUACUGUGAUGGGUACCCUCAGGAGACUGGACCCCAGGCCCACUCGCCCAUCCCGGCCCACUCCCCCCAACAGUACCCCACCACGGUUAUCCAACAGCAGCCCUACGCGCUCAAGGUGGCGCCCCGGGGCAGGUCUCCCCCUGUAGGGGUGGAGGCCCAGAGGUGCGCCCCCACCGGAGAGGAACAGAGACCCAGCCUCGCCGGAGAACGAGUCACGGUGAAGGAGGAGAACCUUGAUCAAAUGUACCUUGAUGACGGUGAGUUAAACGAGAUCAUAAGGAAGGAUCUGACUGGCGUGCAGGCCAGAGGUCACACAUAGGAAACAGGAAGUGGACAGCUGCAGCUCACUCUGCAUCGCCAUGGGAACCUCCUCUUCUUUCCUGUGUGCCCAUCUCUUUAUCAGCCCUAUAUCAACACCUGCUACCAGCCAUUUGGCCCCUUUGUCCGUUUCCUUCAUAUAAAGGGCCCCUUAUACCCAAUGCCAAAGAAUGUGCUGCCAAGGAUAAUCUUCCUAUUUUUUAAGCUCUAAAAAAAAAAUAGGAUUGUGUCUUGUUUUAUUGCUACAUAAUUUAAUCUGAUUCAAUGGAACAGUUUAUACAAUGACUGAGGUGGGAAAUUCACAAGCAAGUCACAAUCAAUCCCGUUCUGUUGCUGUAGAAAGGUUGGUGUUAAACCAUUAUGCAAAAACUUUCACUCUCGUACCGAUCUUGUUGACAGUUCUGUCACCUUUACACUGUGAAGUGUAUUCCAUUAGCUGUGCAAUUCAAUGACAAAAAUUGUUCUUCAGCUUACUUUGAUCAUCUCAUCUCGCUACUCUAAAUGACAAGCGUACUGCCAUGCUAAUAACCAAAUAAAUAUUUAAUUGUAAUUUCAUCUUCCCAUAUUCUUGCUUGUGUAGCUUACUUUUCUUUGUGUUGUAUGUUUUUAUUUUCUUCUAUGUACCAGUUUGUUACCACACAUGAAAUUCUAGGAAAUCAACGUUAUUUCAAUUUGAAAGUUAUAUGCACUGUUUAUAGGGGAAUAUCUGCGUAGGUAUAUUCUUACAUAGUGUGUCGUCUUUCCAUUGUUUAUUGAUUUGUUCUUCAUUAUAUUUGGGUCACGUGAUACAUGUAUAUUACUGUAUAAGCAGUUGAUUUGCCAAAGAUGCCUUUUCUAGGCCAGUGAUGAUGCAGAUAAUUUUGAAAACCUUGGAGGAAAAAAGCAAUGUAUCUUUCCUAAUGAAUAAUUAUUGGAUAUUGAAUUACACACAAAAGGAUUAGGUGGAAAUGCAAUUGUGAAUUUAACCCAGUUAUUAUAUGUGCAGGUUGAAUUUUAAAAUACAACAUUUAAAAGGGAGUCAUUCAUUUUUACUUGUGUGUUCCUAGUUGAUUAUAAACCAAUUUGAAUGUAACAUUACAUCAAUUUUCAAAUCUGUGUCAUUUUUGGUUCCACCUGAGAAAUGCAUAAAAUGUGUAUAACAUAUAUUUUAACAUACUUAUUUCUAUUUAUUUUGGGUGUAAUUAACCAGCGUUAAGGACAAUUCACAUUUUAUUUCCAGUCAAGUACUUCAGAUUCAAAACAGUCUUCAUUGUAAAGUAUUGAAGACAAUUGGAAUGUUGAUUCAAUUGGAAUUUAAAUGGAAUUUACCCUAACUUUGUAAGUAAUAUAAAUGUUUUCAGGCAAUAACAAUCAAUAUUAUAGUAUAUGCAGUGCUUAUACUAUACGUGUUUUUCUUCUUUACUGUACUGUACAUAUACCUUACAUUUCCAAAAUAAUUCCAUAUUUCUAAGAUGGGCUAUGCUUUUUUGGGUCACGGUCAGAUUGUAUGUACAUUCAAACAUGGACUUUUCCAAGUGCUCAAAGUGCAUUUAUAUUGUAAGCUAGAAUAGCUUUUUGAUGCAUAUCAACUAAAAUAUGUUCAAUAUUUUAAACAGUUUCUAUACAGAAAAAUACACUUUAAAAACAUUACAAAUACUAUCCAAAAGUGUAAACCUGACCAGUGUACCAGUAAACAGAUUAUGUAAAAUGUGCUUUUAUUUGCUAUGAAAAUACAUCAAUAGGCUUUAUGUAUUAUGGUCGUUGUUAUCUUCCUGGGGUCCAAACAAAACAGAAAACAGAAUAGACAGGUACAGUACAAAGAGAGAAGAACAUAGAUAGUUCUAGCUUUUAGUUGUUACAAAUGUUUUUUUAAUUGAGCCAUUCUGCCAAUGUACAGCAUACAGUGUGUUUGAAAUAUCUUGAAUGUAAACUUUACUGAAUUGUAAAUAGUAAUGCUUCUGUUAGUCUUCUUUUUUAAUUUGAAGUUAAGUGUAAGUCGAAAAUAUGUUCUAUGAACUGCAUCAGUUGUUUUCAGGCUUUGUCUUUCUUUUGUCUAAGUACUAUACAAAAAGCCAUAUAUACAGCUGUCAGGAUGUGGCAUAAUACUCAGUUUAUUCUAAUAUUUGAAAUCUGCUUUAGAGAAACAGGUUAUAUUUUUGUUUCAGAUGUCUUACAAGUUUUAUAAACACAUCUGUGCUUGAGUGAAGACAGUCCUCUGUAGUUUUUAUUUUGCUUGAUAAUCCACAUUAUAUGUUUUCAUCAUCUUUUGUAUGUUUCCUUAAAACAACGUUGGGUGUCAUUUUCAUCUCUAUUUUUUCAGAGGCAAAACAUGUAUUUUUAAACUAGCAAUAAA